Molecule: messenger RNA, 1128 nt
Organism: Exophiala aquamarina CBS 119918
Lineage: Eukaryota; Fungi; Ascomycota; Eurotiomycetes; Chaetothyriales; Herpotrichiellaceae
Exons: 2
Coding region: 1-1128 (375 amino acids)
Molecular function (GO): hydrolase activity
Source: RefSeq, a predicted model, not a curated record
AUGAUCCAUUUAUUAUGGUUCGCCGUCCUCAGCACAACCAUUGUCCUCAGAAUAACACCAGCCCUCGCACAGGAGGAAACCCCACCUCCUGCUGCCGAAACACCACCACCACCUGUCAUCGAUACACCACCCCCUGCUGUCGACCCAAAUUCAGAACAGCCCCCACCGCCCGCGGAAGUGACCGGCGAACCGGUCCCCGAGGAUGGAGGUCAACAUGAUGUCACGGACGAGGGCGAGUACUACAACGUGAUUCCACACCUCCCCGAGGAUUGCGACGAUGUCAGGAUCUUCAGUGCCCGGGGGUCGGACGAGCCUUACCCAGGUCGUGGAGGUGCAAUGUUGGGGGUGAUGUGUUCGUUGUUCGAAUCGAACGGCGUCUCAUGCGACUAUGAGGACGUUGUCUACCCUGCAAACAUUUCGUACUCUGGGAUUUUCUGCCAAUCGGCAAACAUGGGCGCCUUCGCUGGCCAGUCUCAAAUGACUGAAUACGUUCAACGCUGUCCGGAUUCGAAGAUUGUCCUAGCCGGCUACUCUCAGGGGGGAGGUGUUGUCGGCGAUAUCUUGGGCGGUGGCGGCGGAUUUCUCUUUGGCUGUAAUCAGCCCUUCAACCCGCCGUUAUAUAGAAACACCACCCCUGGCUCAAGCGUUGCCGCCGCUGUAACAUUUGGCGCGCCUCGCUUUACCGCCAAUGAAUCGUACAACAUCGGACAUGGAUCGACCUACAACGGCGUGCUGGAACGCCGGGGGCAACAACUCUCCGACCUGAACCAGUACGAUGACAUAAUUGCCAUGUGGUGCAACGCGGGCGACCCUGUGUGUGCCGUGGGCAGCGAGCCCGUCAAUAUCACUGCCCACUGGAGUUACUAUGACGAGUACACUGAAGUCGCGUCCCGUUGGGUUGUGGCUACCGUCCUGGGUCACACUGAAGUUCGGCUUGAUUUGGAUCUUGACGGACAGGACGAGAGUGUUGUCUUGACAGGAUCCAAUUCAUCCGAUUCUUCGAAUGACAGCAAAAGUAGUGGUGGCGAUGAGGAUAGCGCACUGGGUUUGAGGAGCUCACUUUGUGGUGGCAUUGGCGUGUCAGCGCUCGUCACCUUAGUCACAUCGGGCCUGGUCUCUAUAUUCUAA